CUGUCGAAAGGUAUUUUCGCGGAACGUGUUUUACGAUAUCGUUGAUUUGACGUCCACGUGUGGUGGUGUGGUGUGGUGUUUUUUCGAGUAAAGGGAUCGUGGCUACAAAAGUCAGUGAUCCUGUUAGCAAAAGAGCCAUGACUACGUGUAAAGAAUGGGCUCGAUCGCAUCGGUGCUGCAGUGGCAUUGCUCGGAGUGCGCUCUGAUAAAUCCAACGGAGAAAACGCGAUGCACUAGGUGUGGCCUUACUCGGCUUAAGAGUGAUGAGAAAGCGAAUUUCAGGCUCAGCCUGAGCUUGGAACACAAAGUUCCAGGGCAAAAGGGGGAAAAAAAGAAAAAGGACAACGAGGAAGGUAAUACUUCCUCAGUGUCCGCUCCGCCAACACCUUCGCUGAAAGUCCGUCUGGAAAAACCAGCAGCGGACGAGACGCGUCCGGCAGUUAACGAAUACGUCAAAACCGAUCUCGUACAUCGCUCAGAAGGAAAUUUAAUUGUACCUAAUAAUCAUAUAAAAAAAUUACAUCAUGAUUUAUGGAAUGGAAGGUCUUAUAAAAAAGAGCCAAUUAAACGAUCUUCUUCUCUACCUACAGUAGUAACACAAUGGACUUGUGUUCGUUGUUUAUCAGAGAACAGUUGCAGUUCUGCUGUAACUUGUGUAGUUUGUGAUGCUAAUUAUUCAAUAUCUAAAACUGACAAAAAACAGAUUGGUGCACGUAAAAGUAGAAAAUUAAAUUUGCGUAAAACAAAUCGUCUCAAAACUACAUCUGAACUUUUAGCAAAUAUUUUUGAUGGUUUUAAUGCAACAAGUACUUCUAUAAAUAAUGCAAGGGAUAUUAAUAAAGAUAUGGCACAAUUAACGAGUAUAAGUCGUAAUGAAAGGAGACAAAUUGAUAGGGAAGAUUGGACUUUACCACCGAUAGAAACCAUGGAUUCUACUACGCUUUCCUAUACAAAUGCCACCAAUACCUCUCAGCGUUCACCAAAAAGACAUAGUCCUUCAAUUUAUGAACGAGUUAAAUCUAAAGUUAGUCGCUCUUUAUCUAAUGGCUCUGUUGUACAUAAAUUAUCUGAACAUUCUACUCAAAGACCAACAAGUUUAGUAGUCUCAGAUUCACAACAAGAUGAUGCUCUUUGGAGUUGUGACAAUUGUACUCUUGACAAUGCUCCUGGCCUAGAACAAUGCGAGGCAUGUGAAGCACCUAGAAGUCCAGCGCCUUGCAGUGGAGUAGUUAUCAGUGUACCUGCUUGGGAACCCCGUGCUUUAUCUUCUGCAAGUGCACUAUCUUAUAGACGAUCUUUUUCCGACAUUGAAUCUGUUGCAAAUGUAGCUGAGAAAAAAAUCGUCAAUCGUAGGAGUCUGAACGAAGAUGAGCCACCAGCCGUACCACCACAUUCGGUUGGUUUUAAUACAAGACCAAAGUACUCUUACAUUGGAAUUACUGAUCCUAAUAUACCACCACCAUUGCCAAAAAAACAAAAUAGUAAACUAGGUCUUGUACCAACAAAAGCACAUAGCGAGGCUGCUAGUCCUGUUGGAGAUGUACCUAAUAUAAGCUCUCUAAAACGCAUGUGGACAUGUCGAAAAUGUUCUUAUGCAUAUAAUCCUGCAUGGACAGCUGGUUGCGAUAUAUGUGAAUCUUCUCGAUCACCUCCUUCGCUAACUCAACCUAGUUUAAUAACUGUCACAAAAGAUGAAACAAGUUGUUCGUUGCAUACACAGUCUCCAAUUGUUGUAUCUAGAGAUAGUGUAAGAUACAUUCCACAAAAAACUGCUACAUUGGCUACAGCAGAAUCUGAUUUAGAUGACCAGAUUGAUCCUCCUUCUCCAAAUUGGACUUGUAAAAAAUGUACACUCUUAAAUGCUGCUUCAAGAUCAACGUGUGAAGCAUGUGGUGGUUCAAAACUUAAAAGUAUUAUGCAUUUGGAAGAUGCAACUUUACGGAAAGGUGAAAGUUGGGUGUGCCCGUCGUGUACCUUAAGAAAUCCGCUAUCAGCACAAACUUGUAAUGCUUGUAAAACAUUAGCAGAUUUUCUAGAUGUACCAAAAGAUAGCAGAUUUUUUGGAUCAAGAAGUCCAAGUCCAAGGCUUUGUUCAACCCCUAUAAAUUCAAAAGUUGUUACCCCAAGACACAAAAAUUCUGUAAGAAGAAAUGGUUCUUCGAUUGGAGAUAAAAGACAUUCAAGAAUUAAAGAUUCCACUCAUGGUCAAUGGCAGUGUAAAAUGUGUACAUAUGAAAAUAAGACUACAAAUGGAAUCUGUGAAAUGUGCCAAAUCUCAAAAAAUGUAUCUCAGCUGAUAGGUGAAAGGCCUAGAAUUAUUGAAUCUGGCACAAGCACACUCACAAUACAACGACAGGAAAGUGUAGUUAUGGAAAAUUUAAGACAACUUGAAGAAAGAGAAGCAUUGGAGAAAUGGGAACGAAUUGUUCAGUACUGCAAAGAGACGAAUGAACCUUUCGUUGAUGACUCAUUUCCACCAGCUCCAAAAUCUCUGUAUUAUAAUCCAGCAGAAACGAAAGACAACCAUGUUGUUCAAUGGAGAAGGCCUCAUCAAAUUAACGUUGACUCUACUGUCGAUUCCAAACUGCCUUGGGCUGUUUUUAGAACACCCUUACCUUCUGAUAUCUCACAAGGUGUAUUAGGAAAUUGUUGGCUACUUUCAGCUUUAGCUGUUUUAGCUGAAAGUGAUGAACUUGUAAAGAGAGUUUUAGUAAUGAGAGAAACAUGCCCAGAAGGAGCUUAUCAAGUAAGAUUGUGUAAAGAUGGAAAAUGGACCACAGUACUUGUUGAUGACUUGUUACCCUGUGAUAAAAGAGGCCAUCUAGUAUAUUCUCAGGCCAAAAGAAAACAACUUUGGGUUCCAUUAAUUGAAAAAGCAGUAGCUAAAAUUCAUGGUUGCUAUGAAGCUUUAGUAUCUGGACGUGCUAUAGAAGGUUUAGCAACACUUACAGGUGCUCCUUGUGAGAGUGUGCCUUUGCAACCAUCUGCUUUGCCAAGUGAAGAUGAACUUGACAGGGAUUUAAUAUGGGCGCAACUUUUGUCUUCAAGGCAAGCUAUGUUUUUAAUGGGUGCUAGUUGUGGAGGUGGCAAUAUGAAGGUUGAUGAAGAGGAAUAUCAACGUAAAGGUUUAAGACCAAGGCAUGCUUACUCCGUUCUUGAUGUGCGAGACGUGCAGGGAAUAAGACUAUUGAGACUGCGUAAUCCUUGGGGUCAUUAUAGUUGGAAGGGUGAUUGGUCUGAUGAUAGUCCUAUAUGGACACCACAGUUACGAGAAAUGCUUAUGCCACAUGGUGCAUCUGACGGUGUUUUUUGGAUUUCCUUCGACGAUGUGUUAAAAUAUUUUGACUGUAUUGAUAUUUGUAAAACUAGAGUGGGAUGGAGUGAAGUUAGAUUACGUGGAACACUUCCACCUCUAUCUUCUCUUCGACAUUUAUCGUGUGUACUUCUGACAGUAUUGGAACCUACUGAAACAGAAUUUACAUUAUUUCAAGAAGGGCAAAGGAAUUCUGAAAAAUCACAACGAUCUCAGUUGGAUUUGUGUGUAGUUGUUUUUCGUACACGUUCGCCAGCAGCGCCAGAAGUGGGAAGGCUAGUAGAACAUAGUAAACGACAAGUACGUGGAUUUGUUGGAUGUCACAAAAUGCUAGAAAGGAAUUUGUAUAUUGUUGUAUGUUUAGCCUUUAAUCAUUGGCAUACAGGAAUGGAAGAUACUUCCAGUUAUCCUGAAUAUGUUCUUGCCAUUCAUAGCUCAAAAAGACUUUUAGUUGAACAAAUUUCUCCACCAGCGUUUGUCUUGGCUGAUGCUAUUAUAAGUCUAACUCUAGCAAAGGGACAGCGGCAUGAAGGAAGGGAAGGAAUGACUGCUUAUUACUUAACUAAAGGCUGGGCUGGACUUGUAGUAAUGGUAGAAAAUCGUCAUGUAAAUAAAUGGAUUCAUGUAAAAUGUGACUGCCAUGAAAGCUAUAAUGUCGUGUCCACUAGAGGACAACUCAGAACUGCCGAUAGUGUUCCCCCGCUUCACAGACAAGUCAUCAUAGUUUUAACACAAUUGGAAGGUAGUGGAGGUUUUUCAAUAGCACAUCGACUUACGCACAGACUAGCUAACAGUGGAAAUUUACAUGACUGGGGUCCGCCAGAUACUGAACAUUGUCCUCAAAUCGACACUGAAGUUGAGGGUUUACACAGCCCUCGUUUAAUCACGUGAACAAAAUAAGUGAUUCACAACAAAUAGGACAAUGUUUAAACGUAUCGUUUGUCAAGUAAGAGAUUUAUUAUAUACUCGUGAUAUUCAGAAAUUUAUUAAAACCAAAGCAAGCUAGAAAGAUCUUCUGUACAGACUUAAAUCGUACUGAAGCCGUAACACAUUUUGUGCUUUCUAGCUAUUCGUAUUAUAUGAAAAUUUUUAGCAUUAUGACAAGCUCACUAUUGGAUAUAAUACAAUAAUUAAUGAUUAAUAUACAAUGAUUCUGAGAUCAGUGGUUAGAAAUAUUUUUUUUUAAUUAGAUAGAAAUUAUUCGUUAGAACUAAUGAAAAUGAAUAUACUUUGAAACUUGCGUGCAAAUUAAGCAUUUCUACGGGAACCAUUGAUCCAUAAAGAAGACUUAAGGGAAAUUAAAUAUUUAUGGAAGAACAAAUUAAACACAUUGCUUGUUAUAUAACAAAAAAAAUUAUUUUCUCAAUGUAACAUAUAAGCAUCAUAAAAAAUAACAAAGCGUAACAGUUAUACAGUAAUAAUAUGUAAAAUGAAAUAAGUAACAGCCAUAAUGAUGUAUAAAAAAAGGAACAUAUACACUCUUUUUGGAAUUGCUUAGUGUAUGGUAUAAUUAUGGGUCGAAAUAUUUUCAGUUUUCACAUCUUGCAAGUCGAUCCUGUUUUCGAACACAUACAGCCAUAUUCAGAACCCGCAUUUAAAAAGGUACAUACAGUAUAUUGUGCAUGAAAACAGUUGUUACUGGCAAUGUUUAAAAUUUGUCUAAUCUGUAAAUGUAGUUUUAAAAAAGAAAAGAACAUUAAUUUUUUAAUUACUUAAAUGAGGAUUUUUGAAUAUUGGCCACGUUUUAAAACUUAUUUUAUGUAAGCUUUUAUUGUUUUAAUCUUGUAACUGGAUGAAGUGCUUGUGCUACAAAUGGAUGCAGCGUGUAGCUACAGAACCAAAAAUCUCUCUUGAAAGUUUUACAGUAUAUUGACGCGUUCACUGCCAUUCUGUGUAAUGUACAUUUAACUUUAUUGUUAUUGAAUAUUUCUGUAGUAAAUUAUUGUCAUCAUCAUGGUCGCUAAUUGUUGUAUGUAUUUUAAGUUUAGUUCAUUCAUAAUACAUAUCUUGCAUUUUAUACAUACGCAAGCGUGGCAGUUAACGGGUUAGUUUUAUAAGUCGUGUAUAUUUUGUAAUCAAUGACAUUGGAAUAGAUAUUUACGAUUGUGCACGGUUUUUUUAUAUAUAUACACACAUGUUUUAUUUCUGAAGAAAAUAAUCAAGUAACGAAGAUAUAAUUUUUUUAA
Messenger RNA from Megachile rotundata (alfalfa leafcutting bee), 5499 nucleotides. Its product is annotated as calpain-D. Gene Ontology annotation, cellular component: cytoplasm. Gene Ontology annotation, molecular function: calcium-dependent cysteine-type endopeptidase activity. The record is from RefSeq and is a predicted model, not a curated record. Gene Ontology annotation, biological process: proteolysis. Lineage: Eukaryota; Metazoa; Arthropoda; Insecta; Hymenoptera; Megachilidae.